AUGCAGCUGAGCCCCACGCGCGCGCCGCUCAGCCCGAUCCCCGCUUAUCACGGCGCGGGCGACGGCGCGCACGACUCGUGGAACGACUGGAACCACUACCCGGGCCGCGACGAGUGGAGCGGCCCGCAGCCGCGCCGCGUCGACUGGUCCGGGCCGCAGCCGCGCCAAGCGUCGCGGACCGGCGGGGCUGCGGCAGCGGGGGGAGGCCGGACGGGGUCAGGAGGAGGAGGGGGAGCGGGAGGGGGAAAAUCGGCCGGCGGGAAAGUGGGGCCCAGCGGGCGGGGGGCUCUAGGGCCAGCGGGUGGGGGAAUUGGCGGAGCAGGUGCGCGGGCGGGGGCCCAGGGGGGCACGGGGGGCGUCGGGGGCGGCGGAAGCAGCCAGCAGCAGCAGGUGGUGGCGGCGGCGCAGCAGCGGUUCUUCUCGGAGCGGCUCGACCGGCACCAGCUGGCGCUGCUGGCGGCGUGGGACGACGACAGCGACGCGGAGGGGGGAGGCGGCGGGAGAGAGGGGGAGCGGGAGCGGGAGAGAGAGAGGGAAAGGGAGCGCGAGCGGGAACGGGAGAGGGAGCGGGAGAGGAGUAGCCAGCAGGUUUUGGCGUAUUUGGCGCACAGCAGGAGCGGCAGCAGCGGCGGCGGCGGCGGUAGUGGGGGAGGGGGAGGGGGAGGGGGAGGGGGCGGGGGCGGGCGGAACGCGCUGAGCAAUGCGGGGAAGAGCUACAGCAUGGGCGAGCCCGUGUCGCUCGUCCCCAGCUCCGCGCCAAUGGCUGUAGGCGGCGCUGGCGCUGCUGCAAGCAGAGACGCUAGAAUCGCGUAUGGCAGCAACAGCAGCAGGAGGCCGUGUAGUGCAGGGGCGGGUGGAACAGGCUCGGGGGGUUCCGAAGCAGAUGCCGCCGCGGCUCGGGUGGACCAGGAGGAACAGGUCCGGGCCAGGCUUCCGGAUCUGGUUCGGCAAAUGCUGGGCGGCAGCGCGGGCGGCAGCAACACCGGCAGCGAGGCAGCCUCAACGUUCCUAACCAUACAGCGGCGAAGGGCAGCCGAGGAGGUUCGGCACCUGGUUCGGGACUCCCGAGGCAACCGGGCAGCCGUGGUGGCAGCAGCGGGAGGCCGAGCCAUCCCGGCCCUGCUCUCUCUCUUCCCAUGCGGCGAUCCCGAUACUGUAGAGCACGCGGUUACCGCCAUUCUCAACCUUUCCCUCUCCUCCUCCACUCACUCCCACCUCAUCACUCACGGUGCCGUCCCCCGUCUGGUAACCAUAGUGACAGCUGGAAACAGAGACACGGGAAUGAAUGCCGGGGCGGCAGACCCGGACAUGCCGCCGAGCCUCUCGCCUCGCUCCGUCUCCCGAACCGCGCGGGAGAACGCCGCUGCGGCUCUCUUUGCGAUAUCUGCCUCCUCCGAAGCGAAUAAAAUCCUCGUAGGGUCGACGCCAGGUGCCGUGACGGGAUUGGUCGCCAUGCUGGCCGUCUCCUCCUCCCCCUCCGGCUCCCCCAACUCCAUCCGCAGCCGAAAAGACGCCGCCCUCACCCUCUUCAACCUCUCAUUGGCCGAGAAAAACCGGGCAGCAAUAAUUUCCGCCGGGGCAGUUCCCCUAUUGGUGGAGAUGCUGCAGGAGUACGGGUCCGGGCUGGAGGAAAAAGCCACGGCUGUGCUGGUGAACCUGGGGAAAACCGGGCGGCUGGGGCGGGCGGCGAUCCGGGCGGCGGGCGGGAUACCGCUAUUGGUCGAGGCGAUGGAGUGUGGGUCGGAGAGGGGGAAAGAGGACGCGGUGGCGGCGCUGCUGAUGCUGGCUGAGGACCCCGCAUUGAGAGAUGAGAUUGCCGCGGAGGGGGUGCUUCCCACAUUGGGUGCCUUGCAGCGGUGCGGGACGCCAAGGGCACGAGUGAAGGGCACGGGUCAAGGUGAGUUGCUGUUUGGUGGCGGCUGGGAAGGGUGCUGGGUCAAGGGGGGCAAGGAGGAAGCGGUAGCAGCGCUGCUGAUGCUGGCUGAGGACCCGGCAUUGAGAGAUGAGAUUGCCGCGGAGGGGGUGCUGCCACGUGGGUGUGCUGCAGCGGUGUGGGACGCCGAGAGCGAGAGUGAAGGGUACUGCUGGGAACGGGCACCAGGGGAAAAUGUGGUGGCGGCGCUGCUGAUGCUGGCAGAGGACCCGGCGCUGCGAGAUGAGAUUGUGGCGGAGGGGGCUCUGCCGACACUGGGCACUGUAAAGCUCGGUGGUGGGCAAUGGGGGAGGCGUUGGGGAAUGGGGAAAGAAGAGUGGGGGGGGGAAUGGGCAAGGGAGAAUGGGCAAGGGGGAAUGGGCAAGACGGGGGAAUGGGCAAGACGGGGGAAUGGGCAAAGGGGGAUGGAAAAUGGGGAAUGGGCAAAAGGGGAUGGAAAAUGGGGAAUGGGCAAGAGGGAAUGGGCAAGAGGGAUGGGCAAGAAGGGGGAAUGGGCAAGUGGGAAUGGCCAAGGGAGAAUUGGGCAGAUGGGAAAAGGCAAGAGGGAAUGGGCAAUAAGGGGAAAUGGGCAAGGGGGGAUGGGCGACGGGGGAAGGGCUAGGGGCAAUGGGCAAGGGGCAAUGGGCAAGGGGCAAUGGGCAAGGGGGAACGGGCAAGGGGCAAUGGGCAAGGGGGAAUGGGCAAGGGGGAAUGGGCAAGGGGGAAUGGGCAAGGGGGAAUGGGCAAGGGGGAAUGGGCAAGGGGGAAUGGGCAAGGGGGAAUGGGCAAGGGGGAAUGGGCAAGGGGGAAUGGGCAAAGGGGAAUGGCAAGGGGGAAUGGCAAGGGGUAUUUGGCAAGGGGGAAGGGCUUUGGGCAUGGGCAUUGAGAGGGUAUAG
Closterium sp. Naga37s-1 is the source of this 2808-nucleotide messenger RNA. NCBI's taxonomy places the organism in Eukaryota, Viridiplantae, Streptophyta, Zygnematophyceae, Desmidiales, Closteriaceae. The record is from the annotation of a GenBank genome assembly.